This is a messenger RNA of Drosophila takahashii, 2330 nucleotides long. RefSeq names its product krimper (gene krimp). Gene Ontology annotation, molecular function: metal ion binding. The record is from RefSeq and is a predicted model, not a curated record. Gene Ontology annotation, biological process: piRNA processing; P granule organization; spermatogenesis. Gene Ontology annotation, cellular component: P granule. NCBI's taxonomy places the organism in Eukaryota, Metazoa, Arthropoda, Insecta, Diptera, Drosophilidae.
AUGGACCUGGAGGACAUCUCGGUGGUGAUGAAGCUGUGCGAUGACAACGUGCACAAGCUCCAAGAGAAUCUGCGAUCCUACCAGCGCGAUGUGCGGCGCGUUCGGAAUGUGAUAACGGAAAGAUGGGCCAAUGUGAAUCGACUGGACAGAAGGAUCAUCGCCCUUCAUGACCAAUUGGUGGGCAGUCUUAGCGAGGUGAAUGCCUAUAUCAUAAAGCUGAACCUGCAGAUAGAGCUGAACCGACCAUCCGGUCGAUCCAGGGAGAACGAAAAGUCUGGGGAGUCCUUGGAUGAACUAGACAUAUCAGAUAUCUCGGCUGUAAAGGCAAUCGAAGAGGCUGCUUCUGAUGAAACGGAUGAACAGCCGCCGGAGCAGGCCUCCGUCGAGAAAAGUCGAGAAGAUUCUACGCAGCUGGUGCCCGUUGAUCUGUCCAUGCGUUUGGCGGACUCCAGUUUGUCGUCGUCUGAAUGUAUGUCUCCUGAAUGUCUAUCUAAAAGUGCUCCCAAAGACACAUGUGCUAGGUGCUGGAUGUUGGAUAUUGAAUCCUGCAUCUGCAAUAAGUCUUUCCCAGAAGAUUCUAAGGUUACUACUGCGAACAACAGUAAUAUAAAGACCCAAGACACAACUCCAUUGCAAGUUAAAGAGAACCCAGUGGUUAUAAACUCUUUACCAAAAGAUCCUAAGGUUGCUACUACGACUUACAAUAACAUCUCCAACCAAGAUUCCAAAAACAUAACUCCCUUGCAAGUUAAAGAGAAUCCUGUGGCCGCCACCUUGCCCUCCACUUGGCUUAUUGAUUCGGCUGAGCAGAUUCCUGCUUCACAACCAGCAAUCGUUCCAGAGCUUCCAAAAACCCCUGGUAACCGAUCGCUUUUGGCUCCCAAAGGCGGCACCCAGACGACCAGCGCUGGAAUCUACAAUCAAAUCUUCAAGAACAUGGCUGCCUUUCCCGCCAGAACCUUGGUUACUGCCGCAUUGGUGCAUGUGAACAUAGCAAACGAGUGCAUCUAUGUGGCAAAAUGGGAUGACAGCUCCAAGAAACUCCGGCAGAUUCUAGAGGGACAGAUGCAACUGCAAGAAUUGCACCAGCUGCCCGAUUACGGAGACAUCUUUGCUGUCCUCGACAGUAGCGACAAUGUUGUUACUCGCAUCAUCAUGAAUACCAGUUCCACUGGAGGAGGCUACGAUGCAUAUCUGAUUGACUACGGCGAGCACAUUCACCUGAACGGAAACGAAACUAUAUAUGAAUUGCCGGACGACGUCAAGCGACUGCCGGCGGAGGCCAUCAGAUGCAAAUUAGCCAACUACUAUAUCGCCGAGAUGAAAAGUUUCCUCUACCAGAACCUUAAGCUGCGUGUGCUCGAAAACAAUGGCAUUGAACUGGUGGUGGAGGUGCUCAAGGAUGACCUCAGCAAAAUAAAAAAUUCCAUUAAGCCCAUCAAUGAAUGUCGUCCCGAACUAAGCGAGGCAGACAUGGCCAUGCUGAAUGAAAUCGAAGAGGGCACCAGUGAUCCUUUAAAGGCGGUGCUGGGAUUCAGACCCACGGACGAGCAACGCAUUUGUCGCCACUACGAUCCCAAGCUAAAUGGGUGCUUCAAGGGGAACGGCUGUCGUCUGGUUCAUGUACCCCUUGACCCGGAUGGCGCCACCAAGGAUGUAGAGGUAGUCGGAGCUCUUCCGGAGACCAUCUUUGCCACACCAGUGCCUCAUAAAGUCGGCAGCAUUGUCCGCAUCCUGAUCACCUUUGUCAAUGGCCCCACAGAGGUGUACGCCCAAAUUGUGGACGGAUCCGCUCCGCUGGUGUGGGAGGAAAAGGAUGUGCCCGAGGACAAACGGCACUUUAAGCAAAAGCCGCACGUGCUGGACAUUGUACUUGCCCUCUACAGCGAUGGCUGCUUCUAUCGCGCACAGAUAAUCGAUGAAAUGGAUACGGAAUUCAAGAUAUUUUAUGUGGAUUACGGAAACACCGAGUUCGUUCCCCUGAGCUCCUUGGCUCCGUGCGACUAUGUGGAGAGUCUAAAGCCCCAUCGGUGCAUCAGUUGUCAUAUGGAGGGCAUUGUGAGGGCAACAUUUCUGACGCACCAGAAGACAUUUGAAUGCGUCGAGUAUCUAAAGAGUAAAGUGCUCAACAAGGAGAUGGAUGUUAAGCUGGUGAAUCGUCUUCCGGAUGGCUUCCAAAUUCGCUUCCUGGGCGACUGGCUUGAAAUACCGCGUCAGCUGUUGAAUCGUAAAUAUGCCGAGCACAUCGGGAAUCGGCGUAAUUCCGUUGGUGAGGAAUCUUUAAAAAGCCUCCCAGCUGACGAAAAUUUUCAUAAAUUUUGAAUUAAUAU